Messenger RNA from Cajanus cajan (pigeon pea), 2113 nucleotides. It is a transcript of the gene HAM4, whose product is annotated as GRAS family transcription factor. The record is from RefSeq and is a predicted model, not a curated record. Lineage: Eukaryota; Viridiplantae; Streptophyta; Magnoliopsida; Fabales; Fabaceae.
CAUAUACAUGACAUGAGCAUAAAUAAGUAAGCCCACCCCUUUACGUGCACACACAAAGAUAAAAAGGGCCACAAUCAUAACCACCAAAAGCCCCCUUCUCCUUCUCCUUCUCCUUGGCAACCUCUACUUUCAACAAAUUUGUAUCAUUCAGAAACCACAAGGCCACAACACAGCAACUUCCUUAAUCCUUACCGAGCGAUGAGAGUUCCCGUUCCCUCAUCCCCACAGGCCAACCCAAAACCCAGUAACGCAACCCGUACCAUUGCCCUUCCCAACAACACGGGCCUCGGCUACGAGCCCACUUCCGUCCUCGACCUGUGCCGGAGCCCAAGCCCGGCCACCGUCCCCGACAAACCCACCGAUCACUCCGUUGUCGAGCUGGACGACCAUGCGUUGCACAACUUGGAUUGGGACUCCAUCAUGAAGGACCUGGGCUUACACGACGACUCGGGUGCCCCCGUUUUGAAGACAAAUGAAAACAACAACACGUGCGAAGAUUUCACACCCUUCGACCACGCGCUUGAAUUCACCACUCUCUCCGACAUGUACUCUAACUCGACCCAAAACCAAAACCUCGCUUACAAUAACUACCCUGCAAACGCCACACUCGAUCACUUAAUUCACGACUUCAAUCACAACGGUUUUGAUUUCAUCGAAGACCUCAUCCGCGCCGCUGAUUGCUUCGACACCAAGCAAUUACACGUGGCGCAAGUGAUAUUGGAGCGGCUCAAUCAACGGCUACGAUCCCCCGCGGGAAAACCGCUUCAGCGCGCAGCGUUUUACUUCAAAGAAGCUCUGGAGUCUCUCCUCUCCGGUUCGAACCGGACACCGAGGCUUUCUUCGUUGGUGGAAAUCGUGCACAGUAUCAGAACCUUCAAGGCCUUCUCCGGAAUCUCACCGAUCCCCAUGUUCUCCAUCUUCACCACUAACCAAAUCGUUCUCGAUCACGCUGCCUCCUCCUUCAUGCACGUCAUCGACUUCGACAUCGGCCUCGGGAUCCAGUACGCUUCUCUCAUGAAGGAGAUUGCGGAGAAGGCCGCGGAAUCGCCGGUUCUGAGAAUCACCGCCGUCGUUCCCGAAGAGUUCGCCGUCGAGAGCACGCUCGUCCGCGACAACCUCGCGCAGUUCGCUCUCGAGCUCAGGAUCCGCGUCCACGUCGAAUUCGUGCCGCUUCGGACCUUCGAGACAAUCUCCUUCAAGGCGGUGAAGCUCGUCGACGGCGAGAAGACCGCUGUGCUCUUGUCGCCGGCGAUUUUCCGCCACCUCGGCAACACCGCCGCGUUCCUGGCGGACGUGCGGAGGAUCUCGCCUGGCGUGGUGGUUUUCGUGGACGGCGAGGGCUGGGCGGAGUCGGCGACUGCGGCGGUGGCGUCGUUCCGGCGCGGCGUUGUGAGCAGCCUGGAGUACUACUCGAUGAUGUUGGAGUCGCUGGACGCUUCGACGGUGGUGGGAGGAGGGGAGUGGGUGAGGAGAAUAGAGAUGCUGCAGGUGCGGCCGAGGAUUUUGGCGGCGGUGGAGAGCGCGUGGCGGCGGAUGCCUCCGUGGAGGGAGGCGUUUUACGGUGCCGGAAUGAGGCCGGUGCAGUUAAGCCAGUUCGCGGAUUUUCAAGCGGAGUGCUUGUUGGCGAAGUCGCAAAUCAGAGGCUUCCACGUGGCGAAACGUCAGAACGAACUGGUUUUGUUCUGGCACGAUCGCGCCAUGGUUGCCACGUCAGCGUGGCGCUGUUAGUACACGGGAAACUGUUAUUGGGAGAGGGGAUUGAUUAUGUAAUAAUUAAACUAGUAAUGAUGGUAUUAUUAUUAUUAGGUUCCAAUUUCGAAGUUGGCAUAGUGAGUACUAUGAUGAUGGAAAAUGUAGGUAUCUCUGGCAAAAGUUAAAAGUGGGGUGGGGGUGGUAGAUAAGAUAAACUUGUAUGUAUCAUGGACCAUUUUGUUAUCAUGUAAAGUAGGAGGGGUGGGGGUUGUUAUCCUCGUGAACUUUACUGGUUUUCAAAUGAAAGGGUUGGCAGAUUAAAUGCUUCUUUGACUUUCUAUCUUUCAAUCCUUAUGGUAUGGUGUAUUUUGAUGCGAAAAUUAGAUAAAUCAAAGGUUUGUAUGACGAGCAUAUUCGAUUA